AUGUCUAAGUUAGACGAAGGAGCAGAUGCAUCCGAAUUAUUGGCUUCUUUGAGUCUUGCCAAAGAUUCUGUAAAGGAAGAACCAAAGGAAGAACCAAAGGAAGAACCAAAGGAAGAACCAAAGGAAGAAACUAAGGAAGAUACUAAGGAAGAACCAAAGGAAGAACCAAAGGAAGAAACUAAGGAGGAAACUAAGGAAGAACCAAAGGAAGAAUCAACCACCGAAUCCAAAGAAAAAGCUCACACUGAAUUAAACCUUAUCAAGUCAAGCUAUGAAGUUAAAGUCAAGUUGGCAGACAUGCAAGCCGAUCCAAACUCUCCGCUUUUCUCGGUUAAGUCCUUUGAAGAACUUGGAUUGAGGCCAGAGUUAUUGAAAGGUUUGUACGCCAUGAAGUUUAACAAACCAUCAAAGAUUCAAGAAAAGGCCUUGCCAUUGUUGAUUUCUAACCCACCACAAAACAUGAUCGGUCAAUCACAAUCUGGUACUGGUAAAACUGCAGCCUUCUCGUUGACCAUGUUGACCCGUGUAGAUGAAAACCUUCCAAUGACACAAUGUAUCUGUUUGUCUCCAGCCAGAGAAUUGGCCAGACAAACUUAUGAAGUGAUCACCACCAUGGGUAAGUUUACCAACAUUACCACACAACUUGCAGUACCUGAUUCGUUGCCAAAGGGUACUAGCACCAACGCACAAAUCUUGGUCGGUACUCCAGGAACUGUCACAGACUUGAUCAGAAAGAAGCUCAUCAAUGUGAGCAAGGUUAAGGUUUUCGUCUUGGAUGAAGCCGAUAACAUGUUGGAUGCUCAAGGGUUGGGUGAUCAAUGUGUUCGUGCCAAGAGACUCCUUCCAAAGAACACCCAAUUGGUUCUUUUCUCUGCCACUUUCCCUGAUAAGGUUCGUCAAUACGCUGAGAAGUUCGUUCCAAAUGCCAACUCUAUGGAGUUGAAACAAGAAGAAUUAAACGUUGAUGGAAUCAAACAAUUAUACAUGGACUGUGACUCUGAAGCUCACAAGUUUGAAGUGUUGACUGAAUUAUAUGGUUUGCUUACCAUUGGUUCGUCCAUUAUCUUUGUCAAGACCAGAAAGACUGCCGACAUGUUGUACGCCAAAAUGAAGCAUGAAGGUCAUGCCUGUUCCAUUUUACACGGUCAAUUGGAAAGUUUCGAAAGAGAUAGAUUGAUUGACGACUUCCGUGAAGGUAGAUCCAAGGUUUUGAUCACCACCAACGUCUUGGCUAGAGGUAUCGAUAUCGCCAGUGUUUCCAUGGUCAUCAACUACGACUUGCCUGUGGACCAAAACAACCGUGCUGACCCUUCGACAUACUUGCACAGAAUAGGAAGAACCGGUAGAUUCGGUAGAGUUGGUGUUUCCAUUUCCUUGGUCCAUGACAAGAAAUCAUACGAUGUUUUGACCCAAAUCCGUGAGUAUUUUGGUAACAUUGAAAUGACCAGACUCCCAACCGAUGAUUGGGAUGAAGUUGAAAAAAUUGUGAAGAAGGCGAUCAAGAACUAA
Molecule: messenger RNA, 1509 nt
Organism: [Candida] anglica
Lineage: Eukaryota; Fungi; Ascomycota; Pichiomycetes; Serinales; Debaryomycetaceae
Source: the annotation of a GenBank genome assembly